Messenger RNA from Anneissia japonica, 8037 nucleotides. Its product is annotated as reelin-like. The coding region runs from base 537 to 8009 and encodes 2490 amino acids. The record is from RefSeq and is a predicted model, not a curated record. The transcript is spliced from 43 exons. Lineage: Eukaryota; Metazoa; Echinodermata; Crinoidea; Comatulida; Comatulidae. Gene Ontology annotation, biological process: central nervous system development; neuron migration. Gene Ontology annotation, molecular function: lipoprotein particle receptor binding.
UCAUAUGGGUUGCCUCCCUCAGGGACCACCCUCCAAGUUGAUUCUUGAUAUUUGCACCUAAUUAGUCAAGGGUGCCUAACAUGCCUCUCUUAAACCAGGUGCUUAGGAUAACCUACUUUGGAAAUAAACAGUAAAAGAAGCUUGAGACGGAAAGUGACAUAUACAGCUUUCUGAUUGGCUAAUGCACUUUCUCUUUAAGUACCUGUUGGAGAUACAUGAUGAGGAGAUAGGGAGCUUAAACCACCAAGGACAUAGAUAAAACCACAGCUGAAAUUUGCAAGAUUUCAAAUCAUCAUCUCAAGUUUCAACUUCAGUUCAUCGUUAUUUGUUGAAAUAAAUUGUCUUGAUUGAGUGAUUGAUUUUAAUUAUAUAUUUGAAGCAUCCAGUCAAAAGUUACUCUUCAAAACUUCCAUGGAUCUUUGAGAAAAACUUUUUCAAGGAGAAGUUUUAAACAUUCUACAACUACCAAAGGAAUGAAGUGAAAUUUCUCUCAUGGGAAGAGAACUACUUCUCACUUGCUAUUCAGACUUGUAAAAAUGCUCAAUCAGAUUAUGAUGAUGUUUUCAGCAAUUAGACAGACAAUAUUUUUCCUCCAGAUCUUUGUGAUUUUUUCAUAUUCUGUGAGAUUGUCUUCUGCACAGUAUCCAUGUAGCCGUACAUACAACAAAGCUAUUGAUGUUGGACAAUUUGAUAGUCCACAGCUAUCACUCUCUGUGACAGUAGAUGGCAAUCCUUCACAUUAUAGUCCUGGUGAACAAUAUUCGGUGACUAUAACGUUAAGUUCACCAUUUACUUUUGUGAUGAUCAGCAGUAUUCAAGUAGACACACAAGUCAACAACAUGCAUAUGUGUACGCCAGUCAUAAACGAUAAUUUUAUGGUUCCGCAGGCAACAUACAACUUUUAUUGGACAGCGCCCUCAAGUGGAUCUGGAUGCAUCGGCUUAGUGGCCAUGAUAUUCUCGUAUUCUACCAGUUUGCUUCAGAAUCUUAUGUUUUAUGAAAUCUGCGAAGGAGGGAUUCCACUAAGACUUCCAUUUGCUUCGAUUGAUUCUGGUGGUGUUAUUUUGAGAGAUGACUUUGAUUCUGACUCAAACUCUGCCCUCAAUUACAUCUGGUCAGAAGUGCAUGGUGGAGAGAUUAGUGAUACUUGUGGUACUGUGAUGUAUGGUAAAUCCAUGGUAUUUUGCAACCCUAGAGGGCCACGAGAAUUGAAUACAGUACAUCUGAACACCAGCACUGCAUCUGUACUGCAAUUUGCAAUUAGUGUAGGUACUUGUCAUCCAGGUGUGAAUGAUUACAGUAUAACAGUGUCGUAUGCUAUUAGUGAUCAGAGGGACUGGAGGAUUAUUGACAGAAUACCUGUGCCUGUCAACACAAGUGAGGCUGUCAUCCAUAUUAUCCAUCUCCCAAAGGAAGCACGACAAGAUGACAUCUGUCUGAGGUUCAAUCAAGAUCUUGCAAUGGACACUGAAACGUAUGAGGGUUGCUGGGCAUUAGAUAACGUCUUGAUCAUCAACGCUGCUAACCCACCUAGUCACCUACAAGCUAAUUUUGAUCCAGUUGAUCCUAAUGACUGGCUGUUCCUUCCCAAUGCUGUGAUUAAAAAUGAAUGCAAUUCUGAAGGUAAUGCUUUGGUAUUCCGUGGCAUGCCUGAAUAUGGAUAUCUGAUGCAGUCAGUAACGUCAAGAGAUUUGAACUUGUUUGUUGAAGGCACAGAGCCUAUCCUGCAACAAAGCUUCGACUACCACUUCCCUGAAGGGUGGGCUAUAUCUGGUGCUGAAAUCAGUAACAUUUGUGGUAGAGUAUAUGGAGCUAAAGCAGCAGUGUUUAAUGGACCAGUUCAAAGGUCGAUGUGUACACCAUUUCAAAAUGCUACAGGUGUUGGGAACUUCCGUUUUUACUUCACAUUAGGUGGCGGUUCAUGCGAUCCUGCAGACUCCGCUGAUGUCAGUGUGUCGGUUGUUGCCGAGGUUUCCGGCCAAUUUACAUACAGUGUGGAACUUGCUAGAUUGGCUCACAAUACUUACAAGGUCUCAAAGUUGGUGUCUGUCGUAGUACCACCCAAAGUCCAAACAUCAUCAACUCGCUUUUGUAUAGUGCAACACAGACAUAACGGUUUAAACCGAAAUGUCUGGGCGGUUGAUAAUGUCCAUCUGCUACCAACAGUACCAAGUAGAACGACGCAUUUACUUCAAUUCAACCUACACGCAGGCUGCGGAGAGCUGCGAGACCCUAGUGAGAUUCAUGUGGAGUUUUCAACUGACCAUGGCUUAAGUUGGUCCUUUGUUCAAUCAGAUUGCUUACCAGGACAAUGUCAAAUGGAUCCAACACCAGAUAGAUCGGUCUUCAUUUCAAAGGACAAUGAAGACAGAUGGCAUCGCAUAACAAUGCCACUACCAUAUGCAGCCCUGACCAGUUCAACUCGAUUUAGAUGGAAAGAACUAGCAGACCAGCAAGGCUCCAACUGGGCUAUUGAUGAUGUAUACAUUGGUCCAGCUUGCCCAAAAAUGUGCUCCGGACAUGGUCAGUGUGGUCCAUCAGGUCAAUGCCAAUGUGACCUUGGGUUCACAGGUCAAGAUUGUGGAGCAGGACUAAAUUCUAUAAGAAAGAGUCUUGAAGAAUACUUCAAUAAUCUGUCUAGCACAGGAUUCAGUAGUGCAUCCGGAGCAGUUGUUGGGUAUGAGUGUGGUCUGCUAGCCAGUGGUAAGGCUUUGGUUUUUAAUCAGCCAGGCCCGAGGGAGCUCACUACUGUUGAGAUGAAUAGCACCGGUGCCCAUUAUCUGAAGUUUACCAUUCGUGUUGGAAGUCAUUCAACUGUAAGCUCAUGUAGCCCGCCAAACGAUCCAGCAGAGGGCAUUCUGCUCCAUUAUUCGUGCAACAAUGGAAUUUCAUGGUCAUUUCUCAAACAUGUUGCAUAUAAUGAGAAUAGGAAUCCAAGUUUUAAUGGAUCUUCUGAGGCUGGUGGUUGGCGUUACGUUGAAACACAAUCCAUAGAAGUUGGCGCUACAUACAUGAUUCAGUUUGAACUGGCUGUGGACUGUGAUAGAAACAACCUCAUGAAAAAUGGACGGAAAAUUUGUCUAGAAUUUUCUACAAAUCAUGGGUUAACCUGGCAAUUGGUAACCAGUGAAUGUUUACCGGGGCAGCCUGGUUGUGAUAACUAUCAUGGAGCUAGUUGCUAUGACAACACUGUCUAUAGUGAAUGGGUUAGAGUCACAAUUCCACUGUCGCGUAAAAUGAGGUCUCUUGCAACUCGAUUCCGAUGGAUACAGAAGCGUUUCCAGCCAUCAGAUUCUUGGGCAAUUGAUAACAUUUAUAUUGGUGAGCAGUGCCCUCGCAUGUGCAACGGUCAUGGAACAUGUGAUAGAGGCAUUUGUAGGUGGGUUGAAACCACUGGAGUGCGUCAGUUGGUGAGUCAUGACAUAGAUACCAUAGCAGUAGAUUUCGUCCAGUUCACAAUCAAGCUAGGAGGAAGUACGAGUGGCUGUUACGGAGCAGACAGCAGAGAAGAAGCUGUCUUGCUGCAGUAUUCAAAUAAUGGUGGAAUUCAGUGGGACUUACUUUUGGAGAUACAUUAUGAGGAAUAUAAGACAGCCAAGUUUGUUCACCAGUCAUUGCCACUGAGGGCUAAGACAGCUAGUACCAGAUUCCGUUGGUGGCAGCCUUUUCAUUCUGGUGUUGACCAAGAUCAGUGGGCUUUGGAUGAUGUGUUCAUAGGCAAUGAUCAAGGUUUUCAAACAAAUCAGAAUGAUCAGCCAAUGAUGAGCAUAAGUAAUGGUGACAUGGAAAUGGAUUAUUGCAUAAAGAAAGGACCAGCUCUUGUGUUCAGAGGAACAGAGGGGGACAGAUCAGCUGUUACAACAGCCAUUGAUGUCACAACUGGAUUCAUUAUCCAGUUCAGAAUUGUUGUUGGAUGCAUGUCCAAAUUUGCAUUUAUAGCACCUGUAUAUUUGCAAUAUUCACAUGAUAAUGGUAUGACAUGGGAGCUAGUUGAACCAGCAUGUGGGCCCUCUGGUCAAGGAGAUGCUUUGUGUGGAAAGGUUGCUAAAAAAGUGGCACAAGAGGGCAGUAUUUAUCACAUGGGUCAAUACAGUCUUUGGCACCUUGUUGUUAUUGAAUUGCCAGAGUAUGUUGUUGGAAAGAAGACGCAGUUCCGUUGGCACCAGGAUAUUGAUCGGAAUGCUCCUGUGUUCGCUCUUGGAGAUGUGUACAUUGGAACUCCAUGUCCUCAAAAUUGUAAUGGUCAUGGUGUCUGCACUGAGAGUGGGUGUGUCUGUGACUUAGCAUUCUCAGGUCCAAGCUGUAAGCCUCAUACUAAUACACUCCCUGGCCUAAAUGACCAAUUUGAAUGGAAUACUCCACAACAGACAUGGUGGGACAAGACUGUCGGUACAGAGAUCAAUCAAGACUGUGGCCAGGUCAAAAUGGGAAAUUCCCUUUAUUUUGGCAUGCAUGGUCCAAGAGAAGCAGUGACAAUUGGUGUCAAUACCACAACAAUUAAGAUUUUGCAGUUCUACAUUCGUAUCGGAAACUCGGAGAAGGGUUAUAAAUGCAAGGAACCAACGAAUCUAGAUGAAUCUGUCAUUGUACAAUACACAAAUGACAAUGGUAUUCAUUGGAAUACUCUGCGAGAAUUGAACCCAUUUAUGUUGAAGGAUGCCCCCCAGCAGAUUACUAUUGAGUUACCACCAAGUGCCAAGACUGAAGACACCAAGUUCAGAUGGUGGCAGCCUACAUCAUCACUUGUGGGUCAGCCAUAUCCUAGGGCACAGUGGGCUUUGGACAAUGUCUUGAUAGGUGCGAAUGACACAAAAGUAUCUGGUUUCCAGGAUGAUUUUAAUCCAAUCACUGACAAGUGGUACAUGUUGAUGGGUGGAUUAAAUCAAGUGGUAUGCCAGUCACAAGGCUUUGCACAGACAUUUCAAGGAGCAAGAGCUGUUCCAAGAUAUGCAGAAACGUGGGAUUUUGAAGUCAAAGAUACGACUUUUCUGCAGUUUGACCUUGUCAUUGGUUGUGAAGAGUCCCUUACGUUUCCGAAUGGUAAUGAUGUUCAUCUUGAGUUCUCAGUAAACAUGGGAAAGACGUGGAAUUUGGUUACGGAAAAGUGCUUGCCACCGAACAUGGGCUGUGGUCAUUACCGGUCUGCUAGUAUCUAUAAUGCACAGCUUUUUAUGAAAUGGAAACGUGUUAGUCUUAUUCUUCCAAAAGCUGCAGUAUCCCCAGCUACACGGUUUCGGUGGUCACAGCCUCAGUUCCGGGAUAAUAGUGACAAGUGGGCGUUGGAUAAUGUUUAUCUAGGCAAUGGGUGUCCAUGGAUGUGCUCUGGCCAUGGCAAAUGCCACCAUGGCAAAUGCAAAUGUGAUCCGGGAUAUGGAGAGAAGAGUUGUGUUCCAAUUGUAACUCGACCUAAUAUCUUGAAGGAAGACUUUGACAAUGCAACCGUUUCCCAUGAAUGGAUAGAGCAACAUGGCUUUGAAAUGAGUCAAAGCUGCGGAAUCAUGGUGUCUAAUCAAGCUGCCGUCUUCAACCAGGAUGGCCUGAGGCUGCUUUCAUCAACUGACUUGGACGCUUUCAUGAUGGAAUACAUACAAUUUACUAUGCGCUUUGGCUGUUCAGCUGGCGUAAACGAUGCACACCGCGGUCACAGCGUCCUUGUCCAAUAUUCCAAUAAUGGAGGCAUCAUAUGGAAAACAUUGAAGGAGAUUUAUUCCCCUUCUGCAAAGGCACCAAAGUUUUUCAAUAUCCAACUGUCUGCUAAUUCACUGAGUAAUAAAACACGGUUCCGAUUCUGGCAGCCAAGACACACUGGAGCCAACAAGCAAACAUGGGCUAUUGAUAAUGUGGUCAUAGGUGGUAACCUGAUGACUCCGAGAAUGAUUCUGGAGGAUUUUCAGAAGCCGGAACAACUUAGUUCAAGUUGGUUGUUCCAUCCAGGAGGAUCCUUCUCCCAGUCCUACUGCUCACCAACUAGUUCAGUUGAUAAAGCUGAUGCUUAUUCUGGAGAUGCCGUCUCAAAAUUUCGUCAAACAUAUAUUUGGAUAGAGCAACAUGGCUUUCAAAUGAGUCAAAGCUGCGGAAUCAUGGUGUCUAAUCAAGCUGCUGUCUUCAACCAGGAUGGCCUGAGGCUGCUUUCAUCAACUGACUUGGACGCUUUCAUGAUGGAAUACAUACAAUUUACUAUGCGCUUUGGCUGUUCAGCUGGCGUAAACGAUGCACACCGCGGUCACAGCGUCCUUGUCCAAUAUUCCAAUAAUGGAGGCAUCAUAUGGAAAACAUUGAAGGAGAUUUAUUCCCCUUCUGCAAAGGCACCAAAGUUUUUCAAUAUCCAACUGUCUGCUAAUUCACUGAGUAAUAAAACACGGUUCCGAUUCUGGCAGCCAAGACACACUGGAGCCAACAAGCAAACAUGGGCUAUUGAUAAUGUGGUCAUAGGAGGUAACCUGAUGACUCCGAGAAUGAUCCUGGAGGAUUUUCAGAAGCCGGAACAACUUAGUUCAAGUUGGUUGUUCCAUCCAGGAGGAUCCUUCUCCCAGUCCUACUGCUCACCAACUAGUUCUGUUGAUAAAGCUGAUGCUUAUUCUGGAGAUGCCGUCUCAAAAUUGAUUGAUACAAGGAAAGCUUUAGUUUUUCAUCGAAGUGCAGGAGAACGAUUUGCCAUGACAACAGAUGUACAUGUAGAUGAUUAUUCAUUGAUACAGUUUGAAAUAAACAUUGGAUGUACAUCUUAUUCGUCGGAUAAAGAUCCUGUUCGUCUGGACUACAGCCGUGACCAUGGAUCUACGUGGGAGUUGCUACGUCCUAAUUGUUAUGCGACAAAUUUCUCCUCAGAUGCUUGCUCCCGUGACCUUCACACUCCAAGUAUUUAUUAUAGCGGGGAAUCCCCUGAUUGGAGAAGAAUUAGUAUAAGUUUAAAUGGACUUCAUAUAUGUGGAUCUGUAAGGUUUAGGUGGGUGCAGGGCUUCUACGAACAUGGUGAAAGUCCCAAGCCUUGGGGCUUGGAUACUGUGUACAUUGGACCAAUGUGCCAUUGUAGUGGGCAUGGUUUUUGUCAAGAUAGAAACACUUGCUUAUGUGAUGAAGGCUAUGCUGGGGAGCAUUGCCAGCUUGUAAGAGCAAAUCCAGUCUUUUUAACCGAAUCAUUUGAAGGUCCACUAGAAAGAAGGAAGUUCAUCCAGUGGAGUGGAGGUGAGCCAACAAAAAAAUGUGGCGUCCUAAUCACUGGAAGAAGUAUGCAUUUUACAGACAGUGGUAGAAGGAUAUUGGUCACUACUGACAUGGAUCUUACUACUGCAACUGUUGUGCAAUUCUACAUCAGACUUGGUUGUGAAGUUGCUCCUGGAAUCAAUCGUGACAACCCUGUUCUUUUGCAGUACUCAACAAACGGCGGGUUGUCAUGGAUUCUCAUUGAGGAAUUACGAUUCAACAAAAAAAAUAAUUCAGUGAUAUAUGUAGCCUUAGAGUUGCCAUAUAUGGCAAGAUAUAAUGCAUCCCGGCUCAGAUGGUGGCAGCCCUCGACAAAUGGGACAUUUCAACAGGCUUGGGCCAUUGAUCAGAUUUAUAUUGGUGGAGAUAUUCAUGGAAAAAGGUUCUUUAAAGAAGACUUCCAGUAUAAUGUACAGAAUGAUGACAAUGGAUUUGCCUUGGAAAAUGACCCAAACUGGAUGAUCUCCCCAGGAAGCACUAGAGCAACUGUGUGUGGUUCUCAAAGACAUGUCCUUAGCUUUGCUGACAACACUUUGAUGCGUUAUACCAUAACCUCGGAUGUCUUGGUCGAUGAGUUCACAUUUUUGCAAUUUGAACUUUCCAUGGGUUGUGACGAGACUUUAUCUUGUUAUUCUGUUGAGUUGGAGUUUUCCAUCGACAUGGGAAAAACAUGGUCCCUACUCCAGAAGGAAUGCAUGCUAAACCAGGUAGAUUGUCUUCAUUACCGGCAGGGAAGCAUCUACACUGCUGAUGAAUAUCAUGGAUGGAACCGAGUAGUUAUUCAUCUACCUGCACAUACCAGGUAAGUCAGCCUUACAUGCAUUAUACGUACCU